Rana temporaria (common frog) is the source of this 1612-nucleotide messenger RNA. It is a transcript of the gene CHMP4C, whose product is annotated as charged multivesicular body protein 4C. The record is from RefSeq and is a predicted model, not a curated record. The coding region runs from base 76 to 738 and encodes 220 amino acids. Lineage: Eukaryota; Metazoa; Chordata; Amphibia; Anura; Ranidae. The transcript has 5 exons. Gene Ontology annotation, biological process: vesicle budding from membrane; late endosome to vacuole transport via multivesicular body sorting pathway. Gene Ontology annotation, cellular component: ESCRT III complex; multivesicular body; cytoplasmic side of plasma membrane.
CAGAGUUCUGAGAGGAAUAAUCCGGCUGGAUGGUUUAUUUCUGACUGGCGACAAGCAGAAAAUAACACACAAAACAUGAGUAAAAUCACCAAACUUUUCAAACCCUCCGGAGGGUCUUCUAAAGGCAAGAAAGGGGGCCCCAGUGCCCAGGAGGCUUUAUUCAGACUGCGGGAAACAGAGGACAUGUUAACUAAGAAACAGGAAUAUUUGGAAAAGAAGAUCGAACAGGAACUGGCCAUGGCGAGGAAACACGGAACCAAAAACAAGAGAGCUGCAUUACAGGCUUUAAAGAGAAAGAAGAGACUAGAGAAGCAGUUAUUGCAGAUUGACGGCACCCUCUCCACCAUUGAGUUCCAGCGAGAAGCACUAGAAAACUCCCACACCAACACCGAGGUGCUGAAAAACAUGGGCUAUGCUGCAAAGGCCAUGAAAACAGUUCACCAAAACAUGGAUCUGGAUAAGAUCGAUGAGCUUAUGCAGGAUAUUCAUGAGCAGCAAGAUGUUGCACAAGAAAUUUCCGAUGCCAUUUCUCGACCAGUUGGUAUUGGUGAAGAGUUUGAUGAGGAUGAGUUAAUGGCAGAAUUGGAAGAGCUGGAACAGGAGGAUCUCAACAGACACAUGGCCAGCGUCACGUUGCCUAGUGUGCCAUCUCAUAAACUUCCUACCCGGCCAGCCUCAUCACGGAAGAAGGUGGAGGAUGAGGAUGACAUGAAGAUGUUGGCUGCUUGGGCUACUUAAUUUGGAACUUUUUCUACUCUCUGUAGAGAUUUGUAAAUUAUGAUGAUCAUUAUAUGUACAGACCAAGGAUCAUGAAUGUGUGCUUCGUUAACUGCUGUGCUACAAUUACUGGAACUCGACAAGCUGAACACUAUUUUAAAACAGCACAAAAGAGUGGGAAUCGAUACAUUAAAGUGACAUUCUAUCUUGUGUACCUUUGCUGCACCCCCCAGGUCUCCAAUGUGGUCACACUAAUCGGCUUCGCUCGCCCAACUGAGAAUCAAUUGACCAAUAAUUGUCAAAUUGUAUAAGCUGUGGGGACACUACUGAAUGUGAUUUUUAAAGCUGAACUCUGGGGUAAGCAGAUAUUGUCUAAUUACAAGAGGCGUGUGUACUCUUGCUUGACUUUUGGGGUGAUGUGAGUAUUUCUUGCAGAGCUUUGCAGUAAUCCAGUGUGCAAUGUCCCUUCUGUGCAGGAACGUCCUAUAAUAAAGACCAGUCACUUCUGUUUUCUUUCCUUGUGUAGGGUGACUGGUCUGGUCUCCGCCCCCUCCUGUAGUUCUCUUCAGGCAGUCUGUAGUGGGUGGGGGUUUUGGGUCCCUCCCACAGCUGCUCUCUGCACAGGCUAUGGGUGACAUAGUGAUGAUGUCACCACGCUGUUUACAAGACAAUAACUGGGUAUGCAAAAUCAUUUGGUGCACAUUAAAAGGAUUUAUAACUUUUGUGGUUAAUGAGUAGUUUUAUUUAAAUAAUUUUUUUACCCAAAGUUCAGUUUAAAAACAUUACCUGAGACCAGCGCUAAGAAGAAUACUGCUGAAUAACAAUGCAAGAAGCAUUGCCUUUGAUGUAAAAUGUUUUUUUAAAACAAUUUGAGUAAAAUAAAACAAAAAAAUUC